AUGGCUUCUGCUAUGGUGGGCAUGAUGGAGGCCAUGCCAGCCUCCAGUCCUCCCCCGGUAGAAGGAGACUUCAACAGUGUUCGGUGGAGCGGCAAUGGUGGCAGUAGCCAGAGCUCUCAAGUUGCAAGUGGCAAAGAGUCCAUCGGAAGGUUUGCGUGGCCUCCCCGGACCCCGCCCCUCGCCCCUCGCCACCUCCCUGUAGGGAGCGGAGCCCACGGCGUCCAGGGGAAGGCGAGGCCGAAGGCUCUCUCGUGGCCAAUGGCCGGGCUUCCGAGCCCCGCCGACUCCUCCCUACCGCGCCCGGCGGGGGCUAGGGGAAGGCUCCGGCGGGCGGCCAUGAUUCUGGCGCACGUCUGCGGAUCGACCCAGUGCAAGAAAAGUUCUAGAACAGCAAGACAGCAUCUUUCAGCUUCAUUUGUCAGAGCAACAUAUACACCUCCACAUCAGUUCAUCUCCACGUUAGCUGGUUUUCCUGCACGUUUUCUCUAUCAAAGCAAAGAAUUUGGAAAGCUGAAAACAUUGUUGUUCGUUCAGCCUAAGCAAAGAAGCCAAGAAAAUCUCAGAGAGCUUCAACUAUGUCUGAAGAAUAGGUCAUUUCACAGUUUGCCAAAUGAAGUACAGCUUCAACUUUGCCAGACCACAAUCUAUCAAGAGUGUGGCGGCCCCAGUUUCCUGACUGUGGUGGAGACAAAGUGGUUCUGGGAUCUGCCCAGCAUUUUCAUCAAAGUUAUUCCUCAGAAGUACUCUGAUUUCUAUAUUUGUCAGGUUGGAGCAGUUGUAGCUAUCUACUAA
Balaenoptera acutorostrata (minke whale) is the source of this 792-nucleotide messenger RNA. RefSeq lists its product as uncharacterized. NCBI's taxonomy places the organism in Eukaryota, Metazoa, Chordata, Mammalia, Artiodactyla, Balaenopteridae. Bases 1 to 792 code for a protein of 263 amino acids. The record is from RefSeq and is a predicted model, not a curated record. The transcript is spliced from 8 exons.